AGUGCGAGCGGUUUAAGUUAGGUGGCAGACUUUUCCAAAUCUUCAAUUACUCAGAAAACAUACACAAUGAAGUUUAUUAUUGCCUUCUCACUUGUUUCCCUCUCCAUUUUCCUUUUGUUUCUGAUUGUUGCCUCUGAUUCUACAGAGGAAGCACAGGCUCUUCUUAGAUGGAAAGCCAGUUUUCAUAACCAAACUCAGCCUCUCUUGUCUUCAUGGUCCAUUCUCAAUUCAACCCAUUGCACUUGGUUCGGUGUCUCUUGCAAUAGUGCUGGAAGUAUCACUAUGAUUAACCUUACCAGUUGUGGCAUACUUGGUACGCUCUAUAACUUUUCGUUCUCAUCAUUUUCCAAUCUCUCAUAUUUUGAUCUUAGCAUGAAUUCACUCCAUGGUUCCAUCCCUCCUGAACUCGAUCAUCUCUCCAACCUUGUCCACCUUGAUUUGUCGUGGAAUCAGUUUUCAGGGCAAAUCCCACCUACGCUUGUCCAGCUAACUCAUCUUGAGGUUUUUGCGCUCAAUGAUAAUCAACUAAAUGGCUCAAUUCCUCAAGAAAUAGGUCAUGAGCUAAGGUCCCUCGUUCAGCUUCAGCUGCACAAUAACUUUCUAGAUGGAGCCAUUCCAACUUCUUUGGGUAAUAUGAGUAACUUGACUGACUUGAAUCUCUUCAAUAAUUCACUCUCCGGUUCCAUCCCACCAGGACUUGGUCAGCUCUCCAAGCUUAUCUUCCUUCAAUUGGAAGAAAAUCACCUAAAUGGUUCCAUUCCUUGGGAACUAGGAAAUUUGAGCUCCAUUUAUGAUCUAGAUGUGAGCAAUAAUCAACUCAGUGGUCAAAUUCCGACAUCAUUUGGUGGUCUAAGACUUAGAGGUAUCUGUUAUCUUUACCUUUAUAAUAACACUCUAUCUGACAGCAUACCUAAAGAGAUUGGAAACUUGACAACUCUUCUUCACUUGGAGUUGAAUGGUAAUCAACUUAGUGGUUCACUUCCAGCUUUCCUUGAAAAGUUGAGCAGCUUACAAAUUUUGCAGCUCAAGCAAAAUUUAUUUUCUGGAUCCAUUCCUGAAGAAUUGGGAAGACUAAAGGCCCUUACUUCGUUGGAUUUAAGUGAAAAUGAGUUAAAUGGUUCUCUUCCAACUUCAUUUGGGAAUAUAAGCAACUUGGAAAAUUUCAAUGUAGCCCAAAAUCAACUAUCUGGAUCCAUUCCUAUAGAAAUAGGAAACUUGACGAAGUUGGCAUUUCUUGCUUUAUAUGACAACCUGCUCACUGGUCACUUACCUGAAAAUGUUUGUAGGGGUAGAUCACUCCUGUAUUUUGGCAUAAGCAACAACCAUUUGGUAGGCUCAGUACCCAAAGACAUGAGAAACUGCACCAGCUUGGUUAGAGUUCGUCUUAAUGACAACCAACUAGAAGGAAAUACAGAUGCAGACUUUGGAGUCUAUCCAAACUUGACCUUUAUUGAUAUGAGCCACAAUCGAUUUUCCGGAGAAAUCUCGCCUAAAUGGGGUCGAUGCUUACAAUUGACCACUCUAUGGAUUGUCGGGAAUAACAUGAGUGGUAAGAUACCUCCAGAGAUUGGAAAUUGGACUCAACUAUAUGGUCUUGAUUUUUCUAUGAAUCAUUUGGUUGGGAGUAUCCCGAGGGAGUUGGGAAGGUUGACUAAUUUGGUGAAUUUGAGGUUGAACGGCAAUCAGUUUUCUGGUGGUAUUCCUGUUGAGGUCGGAUCACUUACCAAUCUUGAAUUUCUCGACUUAUCAGGGAAUAGAUUGAGCAACAUGCCUGACAGUUUGGGAGCCCUGUUGAAUCUGCAUUACUUGAAUUUGAGCUGCAACAAAUUCAACCAAAGAAUUCCAAUUCAAAUUGGCGAAUUAGUUCACCUUUCUCAACUUGAUUUGAGUCAUAACUUGCUUAUCGGAGAAAUACCAGCACAAUUCACUAAGUUACAAGACCUGAUGAUCCUAAAUCUCUCCUUCAAUAAUCUUUGGGGUCCUAUUCCAAACAGCAAAGUAUUUCAAAGUUUUCCAGCCGAAGCAUUCCAAGGAAACCAAGGAUUGUGUGGCAAUGUGAAUGGAUUGCAACCAUGUCAAUUGCCACACAAGGAAGAUGGACAUGCUCCAACAAAGAGCCAUAAGAUUGUGUUUAUAGUUGUGUUUCCCCUCUUAGGAGUACUUGCUAUAUCCUUUGUAAUAAUUCUUGUGUUUCAUAAUUUCCAAAGACGAAGGAAGGACGACCCAAAGAACAAUGAGCAAUCAAUUAUAUUAUCCAUGUUUGAUAGCACAGUGAAAUUUGAAGACAUCAUGGAAGCAACCAACAACUUUGAUGCCAUGUAUUGCAUUGGGGAAGGGGGUCAUGGAACUGUCUAUAAAGUUGAUCUUCCGUCAGGUGAUAUUGUUGCUGUCAAGAGAUUCCACUGUUUACUUGACAGUAGCAAUUCAACAGAUCAAAAGGAAUUUUUCAAUGAGGUCAAGACCUUAACAGAGAUAAGGCAUAGGAACAUUGUGAAACUCUAUGGCUUCUGCACACAUUCAAAAUACACAUUCUUAGUCUAUGAUUAUCUUUAGAGAGGUAGCCUAGCCAAAAUUCUAAGCAACGACAAGGAAGCGAACGAGUUGGAUUGGUCUAAGAGAGUGAAUGUCAUCAAAGGUGUCUCUCACGCCUUGUCUUACAUGCACCAUGAUUUACCAUCGCCAAUCAUUCAUCGAGACAUAUCGAGCAAAAAUAUUUUGCUAGAUUUGGAAUAUGAAGCUCAUGUUUCAGACUUUGGCACCGCUAAACUUCUCAAGCAGGACUCGUCUAAUUGGUCAAAACUAGCUGGAACACAUGGAUACAUUGCACCAGAGCUUGCUUAUACAAUGAAGGUGACUGAAAAAUGUGACGUAUAUAGCUUUGGAGUGUUGGCACUAGAAGUUCUCAAAGGGAGUCAUCCAGGAGAUAUUAUGUCAAACGCAUCAUCUUCAUCUGCUGCUCUCCAAGUUAAACUUAAUGAUUUGUUAGACCAACGCCUUUCACCUCCACGGUUCAAGGUUCUUUAUAAAGUAAACCGCAUCAUGGAGGUGGCCGUUUCAUGCUUAGAUGUGAAUCCACAACGUAGGCCGGCCAUGCAACUCGUUUCUAAGUUACUGUCUGACUGAAUAUUUGGAAGGUCAUCAUGGCUUGUGAAAGCUGCUGGUGGAAACAAAGAAGAAACCUUGCGCUCACUUAUAUCCAGAAGGUGCUUGUAGGAGGGUUCAUCAUGGCCUACAUUAAUGAACUAUAUCCAAACUUGAAUUUUAUCUUCUGAAAGUAUUGAAGUUUUGUGCAGUUAAGAAAGCAAAGUAUGAGAUUACUGGUAUAACAUAUAAAUAGUUACUGUUACUGUUA
Tripterygium wilfordii is the source of this 3352-nucleotide messenger RNA. RefSeq names its product probable leucine-rich repeat receptor-like protein kinase At1g35710. Gene Ontology annotation, biological process: protein phosphorylation. The transcript is spliced from 4 exons. The record is from RefSeq and is a predicted model, not a curated record. The coding region runs from base 67 to 2553 and encodes 828 amino acids. Gene Ontology annotation, molecular function: protein kinase activity; ATP binding; protein binding. NCBI's taxonomy places the organism in Eukaryota, Viridiplantae, Streptophyta, Magnoliopsida, Celastrales, Celastraceae.